GCUAACAGUCCAAACUGAUUGGUAUCUGGAUCUCGGAGGAAGGCAACAACCUCCCUCUACGAUCUCUUCUUUUCUCUUCGAUUUUCUUCGGAAAAGGAUCGUCGAAUAGAUAACGGAAAAAUCGCGAGAAGAACGAGGAAAACGUAGCGUGGCCACGAGAAAUUUCCGGUUGACGUCCCGGAAACGAUCGCGGCUCUCCCGGCUAAAUUAAAAGCCGGGACGAAAGGAAGAGAUACGGGGCGGAAAGAAAGAGUGUGUAGUUAUGUGCUAGUGAGAAUCGAGAAAGAACGUACCCCAACCAGGCAUAGAGAACUCGAGUCGCGAUGACCAACAGCAUGAAGCAAACAGUUAUUAAAAACCCGACAUGGUGGAAGAGGCGGUCCGGUUUGGAACGCGGAUUAACGGUGAUAGCGGUUUCCGGGUUUCUCUUGUGCAUCGCUUUGGCGGUCGCCCUCGGAAUUUUGGCGGCUAACACGACAUGCAACACCACAUCCAAGACCGAUACUGUUAACGAGAUGCUACCAUCCACAGCCGAGGCGUUAAGCGGUUCGGAAUCAUCAAAGAACAUGAUAUCAAAGAAAACGAAAUGCGACGAUACAUGUUUAACACCUGGAUGCGUUCACACAGCCGCUAAAAUACUGAAAAACAUGGAUCCUGAUGUGGAGCCCUGUGAUGACUUUUACAAAUUCGCCUGCGGUGGCUUCCUCGAAUCAACGAACAUUCCUGACGAUAAAACUAGCGUGAAUACAUUCUCUAUUAUCGUUGACAACCUCGAGGAACAACUACGAUCCAGUAUCGAGCAGGAGAGCCCUCCGAACGAGCCGAAACCAUUUAAACUCGCCAAAGACUUCUACAAGGCCUGCAUGAACAAAACCGCUAUCGAGGAGAAAGGCUUGACACCAUUACUGAACAACCUAAGGAAACUCGGUGGCUGGCCCGUUCUGGACGGCGAGAGAUGGAACGAGGGUGACUUUACGUGGAAAGAUUCUGUCUACAGAUUCCGCAGACUGGGCUAUUCCGUUGAUUACUUCAUCGAUUUCGGCGUCAGUGUCGACUUGAAGAACAACUCGAGACGUUUGCUCGACCUUGAUCAAGCAGCGCUCGGUCUCUCGCGUGAAUAUCUGUCAAAAGGCUUCAACGAGAAAAUCGUUCAGGCAUAUUACAAAUACAUGGUGGACAUCGCUGUAAUUCUCGGUGCCGAUCCAGACCGAGCCCGCAGAGAACUAAAAGAAUCGCUUGAAUUUGAAAUCAAGCUCGCGAAUAUCUCCCUGCCCAAUGAGAAACGACGCAACGUGACUCUCCUCUACAAUCCCAUGACUGUGAAUGAGCUGUCCGCGGCCUAUCCUAGCAUACCGUGGUGGGAAUACUUCAACACCAUCCUCGCGCCGCAAGCACAACUAAGUCGGGACGAGAUAGUAAUCGUAAAUGUGCCCAGCUAUCUAAAGGACUUUGAACAACUGAUCACCAUGACGCCGAAGAGGGUGCAGGCAAACUAUGCGUUUUGGAGAGCGGCUGCUGCGUCAGUCAGCUAUUUGACGGAUGACAUCCGGAAGAGACAACUAAAAUAUACAGUGGAGUUAAACGGCAAGACAGAGAGAGAGCCGAGAUGGAAAGAAUGCGUGGAUAUCGUUUCCAGCAGCAUGGCAAUUAGCGUCGGCUCGAUGUACGUGAGGAAGUACUUUAAGGAGGACGCGAAGAACACCGCGCUCGAAAUGGUCGAUGAUAUCAGGCAGGAGUUCACGAAGAUUUUAAAGAAGGUGGACUGGAUGGAUGAGAAGACCAGAACAAACGCUUUAGAAAAAGCAGCCGGCAUGACUUCCCAUAUUGCCUAUCCAAAUGAACUGUUGGACGACAGAAAGCUCGAGAAAUUUUAUGAAGGACUUGAGUUAAGUGCUGACGACUAUAUAGGAAGCAUUUUUAACUUAUCCAUUUUUGGAACAAAUUUCUCAUUUGGUAGACUGAGAAAGCCAGUGAAUAAGACGGAAUGGAUAAGUCAUGGAAGGCCGGCUGUCGUCAAUGCGUUUUACUCGUCGAUCGAAAACAGUAUUCAAUUCCCCGCGGGUAUAUUGCAAGGUGCAUUCUUCAACAAUGACCGGCCACGCUACAUGAAUUACGGUGCCAUCGGAUUUGUCAUUGGCCAUGAGAUCACUCACGGUUUUGACGAUCAAGGUAGACAAUUUAACAAGGAAGGUAAUCUCGUGGACUGGUGGGAGACAGAGACGAAAAAGCGUUAUCUCAAGAGGGCCGAAUGUAUAAUUCAUCAGUAUGGAAAUUAUACCGUGAAAGACGUUGGAUUGAACUUGAACGGAAUAAACACCCAGGGUGAGAACAUCGCGGACAACGGUGGCAUAAAGGAGGCCUAUUACGCGUAUAGAGAAUGGGUCAAACGAAACAAGCCGGAGCAGAGACUGCCGGGUUUGCCGUUCAGCCCGGAACAGAUGUUCUGGAUAAGCGCGGCCAAUUCUUGGUGCAGCAAGUAUCGACCGGAAGCGAUGAAGCUGCGAAUUACGACAGGCUUCCACAGCCCGGGCGAAUUCCGCGUCCGUGGACCGCUGUCGAAUAUGGAGGAGUUUUCGCGCGACUUUAAUUGCCCGGUCGGCUCCAGGAUGAACCCCGAGAAGAAAUGCACCGUGUGGUAGAACUCAGGUGUCGGCGAAGUACACCGCGAACGACACUGACCGACUCCGUUUUUUUUAACCUUAGAAGUUACAAUUUUGCAUGCCUGUUACUUCGUUGAAACGAUCAAUUUUAUUCUUAGCGGCUCAACACUAAAGAGACUUACAGCCGGAAUGAAUGCCUGAUUUUCUGCUUCAUAAGAGACAGGAUUGGGUCUCGCGGCUACAAAACUGUUUUAUCUUAUUUAUGAAAUUAAGUGAUUUAUUUCUUUUUUUAUUUCUACCAUUUCCGAGUAUUUAUACUAUACUAUCGCUUCUGAGGUUAAUAAUGAAUGCAAUGGAGUCGUCGAUCUCAUACUAGCAGGAUACGGAGGUAAUGUGUUUCCCUCUUACAGUAUCCUGCCGUACGACAUUGCCGCAGCGGAAAAAAAGUAUUUGUCAGUGACGCUGCUCGAAAGCAAGAACUGAAAUUUCGCGAUAAUAACGAGCAUGGAAAUGGGGAGCGCUCUCCACUGGGAAAUCCAGGGAGAUCGACUCGACCCGCGCGAUCUUAGACAUGUUGGGAUAUACGCAUACAUUAUGUAUCAUUUUGGUAAAUUUUUAUAAGGAGAAACAUGUCGCGGGACGCGCGUCAAGUGUAAAUAGAAUGAAAAUGAAAAAGGAAAUUAAUUGGUUAAACGGAGUUAAAUUGCUUAACUGUUUUAAACGAGGCAUUACUGAUUCUUGUGCCAAUGACAAUGUUUGUCAAAGGUUUUAGAUCAUUACAGGGAAAAUUAAGUUAAAUUGUGCUCUAAUGUAGUUUCUAGUUCGAGGAUUUUCAUUGUUGACACGUAUGAUAAAAAAAUGUUGGCAGCUUUGUUAAGAAUUCGCUUUUUAUCCUUUUUUAUUGUUGACGACUUUGUUAAGUCUCGCUUUUUAAAGUAAAAAUUUUUAAGUAUUCUGUUGACGCGGAGAUGAAUAAUAAUGGUGCACACUAUAUAGGAUAAUUCGCAAAAUCAGCAACGAGAAAGAAACGUGAAUAGAGCGGCAUGAAUAUUCUUCGAUAAAUUUGAUAGCUUUGUUUUUAAUGAAGAUAUUGGAAGCUAUCGUUUGUUGCAACUAUUUUAUGUUGAGUAUUAUUUUGUAGUAUUAUCAAGUAGCAAUUAAAUCGCAAGUUAAAUUUACAGUAAAACGAAAUCCACUUAAUGUAAUAAUUAAACUACGCUAAAAAAAAAUCAAGGUGUCCACAGUUUCUCCCUUGAAAGAUUCACUGGGAGCAUCGUGACGUCAAGUAGCAUUAAAACGAUUCGUAAUUGUCAUCUAAAUUAUCAGAUGCAAAAAAAAAUAUACGAUUCUCAAUAUUCUUAGGACCUACAUCUCGUAUAUAUAGUCGUACAUUUAUCGGUGUGUCUGCGAAUUCCGAUAAUUUAGUGCGAUAAUUUUUAUUCUUUGUCGAUCGUAAGAUUGUUAGUCGUAGAGAAUUAAAAGAUUACUUAGAACAACUUGUUACAAGUAUUAAGCGUAGCUAUUUAAUCGCGAGCGAUUCAACCGCGACUUUCGCAAUUGCUUUCCACCGUGUUAUCCCUUACAUCCGCAUACACAUAUUACAUUUUUACCUUGCGCCAUAUCUCCCUCUCCCUCUUUCCAACCUCCUCCCUUAGACGCACUUCUCGUAUUUAUUACGGAUGGCCGAUAAGUUAAUCAUCGAGUUAAUCGCCAUAAGUUUAAGCAAAAACGUAUGUACCUUAAGGUAUUUUUUGUUGAAUGUAAGAAUUUAAUACAGGAAAACUUCACGUAAA
This is a messenger RNA of Temnothorax curvispinosus, 4393 nucleotides long. It is a transcript of the gene Nep2, whose product is annotated as neprilysin-2-like. Gene Ontology annotation, molecular function: metalloendopeptidase activity. NCBI's taxonomy places the organism in Eukaryota, Metazoa, Arthropoda, Insecta, Hymenoptera, Formicidae. The record is from RefSeq and is a predicted model, not a curated record. The coding region runs from base 324 to 2639 and encodes 771 amino acids. Gene Ontology annotation, biological process: protein processing. The transcript is spliced from 10 exons. Gene Ontology annotation, cellular component: plasma membrane.